GUCAAACAGUUAAUUUCAAAAGGAAUCCAGCUGCCAUUUUAGAGGGGUGCUUAACCUGUGAUUUCUCUCCUAUUUAUUUGCUAGGCACAUUAUUUAUCGAACUUUGAUAUAAAAAAAGAUAAUUGUAUUAAGAAUAUCAACAAAUGAAUGAAACUCAUCACAUUGAUAAUUUAAUAGACCUUAGCAGUGAUUAUGGCGUUAUGGAGGGGCAGUUGGUCCUCCCAACACAUCAAUCGCAAACAAGUCCAAACGACGGCCAAUCAGUUAUGGAAUGCACAAUGCCCAACUGCCUCAUAGUGGCUACGGGAGAAGGACGUGAAAGUCUUGAUAACAACCCAUUUGACUGCGCUCAAAAAUUAGCAAGCCGUUCAGAUGAUCCGUUUGAUAUGAUAGAAAAGGAAGCAUGUGUUAAGGCACGAUAUUCUAUGCAACCUACACAUGAAGUAAAAGUCGGUAAACUUUUAUCACUGAGCGAUAAUAACAUAAUAGAUGAUGUAGGUAAUUGUGAGUUCGAUGAGAACACAUCCUUUCAGGAAAACAUUAGCAAACCUACCACUGACUCGCCGACCGUUAACAUUAGUUCGACAAUGUAUCAUACAGCCCUAGUAAAUGACUUAGAUAGCGAGAGUCCACCAAUUUCAAUGUCUAAGAAAUCUACACCAGACACUUGCAGCUCUGCGUUUGAAAGCGACGAAAGUUCCGCCAAUAGUGCCGAUGGUUGUUCUGCGAAAAUCCAAAAAGCGUUGGAACAUCGUAAACGUUUGCUUAAAUUGAGUAUAGCUAAUUCAACAUUUAAUUCGCCAUUGAGUUGUCGAACACGACAAGGACACAGCGGAUUUUCGACAGUUUUCUCGGCUGCCGCACAUUUUAGCGAUUAUAUCCUUUCCACGGAAUCUCCAUUGAAAUUGGUAGAUGAUGACCUUGUUAACGAUCAGCCGGCAAAAAUUCCAAACUCUGAAAAUGAUUUCGAAGCCGAUUUGAAAAUGCUUAGUAUACCGAUGUUAAGGAAAUUGCCCUCACCAGUACCCGAAGAAACGUCUUUAACGACAAACGAAGCCAACGAAAUACUGCCUACCCCUCAAAUUGUGACACCGUCUGAUUUGUCGGCGAUUCGUGAAAAAUUGCAAGCAAAACGGAUGGCAGCUUGUAAUGGCCAAGAUGUUGUGUCGUUAAUCGAUAAUUUAAAGUCACUGCUAUGUGAAAGUGAUAUUGUAGAUGAAAAUAAAAAGGAACAGGCAAAUUGUUUGUUAAAAAAACUUAGUACAGCUUUAAACACUGAAAAGACGGAGGAUAAUAAUAGCGGCGAGCAAGAGAAUAGCUAUGCUAAUGCCGGAUUGUUAACACAAGUGCCGCAAUCAAUCGUGCGACAGGGCACUUUUGACAAGGAUCUACAGUCUCCCGGAAAAGAUAAGGGUGAGCAUACUGAUAUGAUUCCGACAAUGUCUGACGAUACAUCACGCACCACACAUUCUUUACAAUCAACACAAUCACCGUCCCCACCUAAAGAAAUAGCUGAUGUUAUGGUAAAGUCUUCGGCCACAUAUGAUGGGGAGCCUGUGGCGGAAAGAGAAAAUCUCCUGUUGCCACAUGUGGAUAAUAUUUCGCCGAUAAAACCGCCGAAUUUCAAGCACAUGAUAUCGAGUGAAGCAAUCUCUCAACCUGACGUAAAUGAUAUCAUCGAACAAAUAGGCAAACUUCUCGAACAACACCAAAUCGCAACACUAACAAACAAUGGAGAUGACUCGAGUAGAAGUAAUUCAUCAGCAAACAAUGCGCAACAGCAAUCGGCAAUGUGUAAUCCUACAUUUAUUGUGGUUAUGCAAACAAACUCUAUUCAGCCUAAUCAUGAAAACGUAAAUAGCUCUAUAUGUGCUGAUGCUUUUGAAGAUAUGACUAGUAAUUUGGCAAUGCGAAGGCGUUCACAAUCUUUGUCUUUACAUGACAAGGUCAAGAUUGUUCAACUACCAGUACGGUCACAUAUAACUCCUGCAGCACCUGAAACUACCAUCUCGCCAAAUAUUGAAUGUGUGCCUCGAGUUGGCACUACUUCGGAUGUAAAGACUCCAAUGCGUCCAACUAUGCGGAGAAACUCCUUUUGUAGUGCUACGCCACUGACACCACUGACUUCAUUGAAUCGCGGAGCCAGUAUGGUAAAUACUAGACGCCCUCAGAAUUUACAAGUUCAAUCACGUUACUCACUCGGCCCCUCCAGGAUGCAAGACCGUGAAACUCAGCAGCAAGCAGUGGUUCGUCCUAUUCAACGCACCAGUCUGAACGCUUUUAAACCUGAUUUGAAAAAAAGACUCAAGCAGCAAACGACGAAAACAUCUGUAAUGGCAUCAAGUGAACCACUGAAAGCUGUAAUACCCAUCAAGAAAGUAGCACCAAUGCUUACAACUACUAUAGCUACACCCGAAGGUCCUGUAGCGGCGAAUUCAAGAUUAAUAUCUCACAAGGUCAACAUGGAGACAUCAAUGCAUUUGCUUACAAAAUCUGGUAAAAUAGCCACUACUAGUACACCAAUGCCGUCAUCUAGGGGUGGUGAUAAAAUAUGUGAAUUUCCAAGUGCCUGUUCUACUCCUGCAAGCGGAGCGGUUAAAUCGAGUGGCACAAUAACAAGAAAUAAUCCACGCUUUUCAAUUUCCACGCCUACUUCCAAAUUACAACAUACAUCUACAACCUCUUCUGUGCUUAAAAAACGUCCAAUACCAGAAUUAACAAAGUCCAAAUCUCCGGGGCGCGCGCGCUGUAGUUUGGGGGGAAUGUUAACAUCAACAGCCAGGGAUAGGCAUCCAAUAAAGCAAUCGAAUGCUGCAAAACAGACAACUUCACGAAUGAGCAUGCGGUUGGUCAAGCGAUCGUCUCCCUGUACGAUAUCGACAGCUACAAAUAAGGAAAAUAAAAAACCCCAAACCUAAAUUUUUAGGUAUUGUAA
Messenger RNA from Rhagoletis pomonella (apple maggot), 2935 nucleotides. RefSeq lists its product as uncharacterized. The record is from RefSeq and is a predicted model, not a curated record. Lineage: Eukaryota; Metazoa; Arthropoda; Insecta; Diptera; Tephritidae.